AUCAUCUUCUAUCCAUACCUCGAGGCGCGAACAACAAUGCCGGCCCGAUCUGCCGCUAAGCACAAUGCUUUGCGGAGGUCGAAUUCUAGAACUGGAGAGCUUCUGAAAAAUCCUAAAUUACUCUCCGCGGUUGCUUUGAUUGUAGCUGAAUCCAUAUUUGUUUCUCUGAUAAUCGCCUAUGUUCCAUAUACAAAGAUAGAUUGGGAUGCUUAUAUGUCUCAGGUAAGUGGAUUUCUCGGAGGAGAGAGGGAUUAUGAGAACCUGAAAGGAGACACUGGGCCUCUGGUAUACCCAGCUGGCUUUCUCUACCUUUACUCUGCCAUACAAUAUGUUACCGGAGGUCAAGUCUUUCUUGCUCAGAUUCUAUUUGGAUUUCUCUACAUUGUAAACCUUGGAAUUACUCUAUCCAUCUAUCUGAAGACUAACGUGUUAAUGUACACAGGUUCCCUGGUGGGCUUUGCUAUUGCUUUCUCUCUCCAAAAGGGUUCACUCCAUCUUUGUUCUUCGCUUAUUCAAUGAUUGUUUGGCCACAACUAUCCUGCAUGGUGCGCUGCUCUCACUUCUUUAUCAGAAGUGGCAUCUAGGUCUAGUAAUAUUCAGUGCAGCUGUUUCCGUGAAAAUGAAUGUGCUUCUUUAUGCUCCCGCUUUAUUGCUCAUCAUGAUGAAGGCAAUGAGUAUUGAUGGAGUUAUAUCUGCUCUAGCUGGGGCCGCACUUGUGCAGAUUGUCUUAGGGCUGCCUUUUAUCUUGCCACAUCCAGUUUCAUAUAUAUCAGGAGCUUUCAAUCUUGGCCGUGUAUUCAUCCACUUUUGGUCUGUUAACUUCAAAUUUGUACCUGAGGAGAUGUUUAUCUCUAAAACAUUUGCAGUCUCUUUGUUGGCUGUUCAUCUGACACUGCUUGUUGUUUUUGCUCACUGUAGAUGGUGCAGACAUGAAGGGGGACUUUUUACUAUCUUAAAGUCUCAGAUUAUUCAACUGAAGCAAAGAAUUAUAGCGUUAUUCUCCAUAUCACGUAAAGCCUCCUAUCAAAGUUUAGGCCACAAAUAUAUUCAACCAGACUAUAUUGUGACUACAAUGUUUGUCGGAAACUUCAUUGGCAUAAUAUGUGCUCGUUCCCUCCAUUAUCAGUUUUACUCUUGGUACUUUUUUAGCAUGCCAUAUUUACUGUGGAAAACAUCGUUCCCAACCAUUGUUCGUUUGCUGUUGUUCGCACUAGUGGAGUUGUGCUGGAAUGUCUACCCAUCCAGUAUUUACUCAUCCAUCCUGCUUCUUUCUGCACAUUUAGUCAUUCUAGGAGGUCUAUGGGCAGCUUCACCAGAAUAUCCUUAUGCGGAUAAGGCAAUUGAUACAUCAAAGAAGGGUAGAUAAUCAACUUUUAUGUGCUGAGUUGUUCAUAGAAGCUAUUGAGUAGAUCACUUUUCUAGGUUAGCAAUUCAAUCCAACUUACAAUCCCUGUCUUUCAAAUUUUUAUAUUCUCCAGUGUAACCUGGAUCAAUAAAUGGCAUCAGAGCCUGUGGCUUGAGUCACACCAUCUAAGUUAUGGUUGUAACACAAUACCCGGGGUAAUUUUAUUAUUUUUUCUAUUUAUGGUCUAAAUAUAGGAUUCACAACGUGAUUUCGUAUAUGAUUAAUAUGAAAGUGUUUAUAAAUUUGGA
Cuscuta europaea is the source of this 1653-nucleotide messenger RNA. NCBI's taxonomy places the organism in Eukaryota, Viridiplantae, Streptophyta, Magnoliopsida, Solanales, Convolvulaceae. The record is from the annotation of a GenBank genome assembly.